Messenger RNA from Mytilus trossulus (common blue mussel), 2191 nucleotides. Its product is annotated as kelch-like protein 12. Gene Ontology annotation, molecular function: protein binding. Bases 295 to 1959 code for a protein of 554 amino acids. NCBI's taxonomy places the organism in Eukaryota, Metazoa, Mollusca, Bivalvia, Mytilida, Mytilidae. The record is from RefSeq and is a predicted model, not a curated record. The transcript is spliced from 10 exons.
CAUGCCAAGUAUUCCUUUAUUUGAAACAAAGAUAAAUUCUGCACAUUUUUUUGAAAAGUGCAAAUUUAACCAAGACUAAAAGGGGAAAAUCAAUGGUGGUAUUACACCUAAUAUCAUGAUUAUUGUCUUUUUGUAAAAAGUGCAAAACAGAAAAAAACAAAACAAUCCAGAGAAAAUUUGGUUGUGAAAGCUACAGAUAAUGGAAUAAAAAUUAACAAUAAGAAUGUGGGUGGACUUGUUCUGGAUGGAUUCUACAAUCUGUGGAAGGACAAGUUAUUGUGUGAUGUUAAACUUAUGUGUCAUAAUGAAGAAAUCUAUGCUCAUCGUUCCAUGCUGUUGAUCUACAGUGACUAUUUUAAAGCAAUGUUUACUAUAGGUUUAUCAGAAUCAUCACAAACCAUGCCACAGAUACAGUUAGACGAGGCCUCACCUGAAGCUUUGAAAUCUCUAUUACUAUACAUGUAUACAGGAUCUUUGUCUGUAACCAAUGACACAUUACAAGAUUUGAUUGUAUUAACUGAUUUACUGCAAAUGAGAGAUGUUAAAGAACAGUGUUUCCUGUACAUGGAGAAAAGUUUGGAUGUCACCAAUUGUUUAGGUAUGUGGGACUUUGCAGAGACUUAUGGCAGUACAACAUUGUUAGUGAAAGCUAUUUCCUUAGUGAAAAGAAGAUUUCCUGUUAUAGUACAAACCGAAGAAUUCUUAAAUAUUUCAUCAACAAGACUUGGAAGAAUUCUCAAGUUUGAAGACUUAUCAUUAGGUAACAAUGGUGAAGAUGAUGUGUUUAAGGGUGUUGUCAGGUGGUUAGAACAUGAUGUGACAGAAAGGAUAUUUUUUUUUAAAGAUAUGUUAAAGUUGGUCAAACUGAUUCAUGUCUCCUCACCAGUUAUCAAUGAAUUAAAACAAAUGAUGUUUAUGCAAGAAAAUCUGGAUAUAAUGACAUCAAUUAAUUUCCAAAGAAGUACUGAUAAGGACUGUCUGCCACGUCACCCAAUACAAUGUAUUUAUGUUGUUGGGGGUUACCUUCAAUCUAGAACAGGUCCAAUGUGUCCAAGAUUAAAAACUGUAGAAAGAUAUAACUUCAAAGACAAUGUAUGGAAACAAUCUGAGACUUUACCAGUGUUAGCAUCAGGGGUACAAGUUUUUAAUAUUCAUGGGAAAUUGUUUACAACUUCAUUUGAAAUGAGCCAUGGAGAUAGUCUCAUGCCAUAUGUAUCUUCUACCCCAGGUUUCUAUGAAUAUGACAAUAUACAAAACAUAUGGAAAGAGGCAAAUGAUUGUUUUGCUCCAAGUGCUGCUAAAGUUAUACAUGACUGUUUACAAAAGAGUGGAUCUCUAGCAGUUUGUCCAAGGACCAAUAAAAUUUAUAUUAUGUCAGAAACAGAUAUUUACUGUAUUGAUAGUACAGUUAAUGAUGGAGAGGUAAGCUUCAGUGAAGCGGAACAGCUACCAAGUCUUCAAGAAUUAGAAUCUUACUCAAAUCAUGCGACUGUGAUACACAAAGAUCAUUUAUAUGUGUUAGGAGGGGACAGAAGAUUAUCAGCAUCAGAAAUAUUUCCUGUGGCUUCUGUUUUUAUGUUUGAUUGCUCUGAAAAUAAAUGGAUCACAAAAACUAGUAUGCAAGAACCAAGAGCUAGAUUUUCAGCCGUAGUCAUGGAUGAUUCUAUCUAUGCAGUAGGUGGAUUCAAUUCAAGACGUUUACGGUCAGUUGAAAGAUAUGACCCAGUUACAGACAAGUGGAGAUAUAUUGAGAGUAUGAAUAAAGAAAGAUCCCAUUUCAAAUGUGUUGUUCACCUUAACAAAAUUUAUGCAAUGGGUGGCAAAUCGUACUCCAGGUAUGAAGGAGGAGCAAGAAAAGUGUUGAGUAGUUGUGAAGUUUAUGAUCCUGAAACAGACAUGUGGACAUAUACUACACCGAUGAACCAGGCCAGAUGUCUUUUUGGGGCUGAAUUGUUUUGAUAUACAAGUGUCUACAAUUUAAACUAUAAACUUUCUACUAUGAUGGUAUAAUAGCUUUACACUAUGUCUAUGGGGAGAUAACUAAUUGUCAAGUUAUGAUGCAAUAAGUUUGCUGCAUAUAUUUACCUGGACCUGAAAUAAGUUCAACAUUGCAUGGUGUUUUUAUGAUAUACGAUACAAUUACUUAUUUUUAAUUUUUGUCUAAAAAUGGCUGUGAAAGACAUAAGUUUUU